AUGGAGGGGAGGUCCUGCAGCCGCACGCUGGAGUCGGAGAGCAAAAUGCUGGAGAAGAUUCAGAAGGCACUCACGAUUCGUAGCAGUACCAUCAGGGAGCUGCUGGCAGAAGCACUGGGGAUGUUCAUCCUCAUGGUCUUUGGCUUGUCUUCUGUGGCACAAGUGGUAUUAGGAAGAGGAGACUUUGGGCAACACCUAAGCAUCAAUUUGGGAUUCGGCAUUGGUGUUACACUGGGCGUCCACGCGGCAGGAGGGAUCUCUGGAGCUCAUCUGAAUGCUGCCAUCACCCUCACACACUGCCUUCUAGGAAACCUCCCCUGGAGAAAGCUCCCAGCUUAUCUGAUGGGUCAGUUCCUGGGCUCCUUUACAGCGGCAGCCACUGUCUUUGGCCUCUACUACGAUGCUCUGCAUGACUACACCAAGGGGAACUUUACAGUGAUGGGACCAACUGCCACGGCGUCGAUCUUCUGCACUUACCCUGCACCCUAUGUAUCCUUGCUGGGGGGCUUCUUCACGGAGUUUAUUGCAACGCUGAUGCUGCUCCUGGGCAUUCUGGUCAUCCAUGAUGAGAAAAACAACGGAGCCCUGAAAGGCACGCAGGCCCUGCUCACGGGAAUCCUUGUCCUGGGCAUCGGACUGGGGAUGGGGAUGAACACAGGCUACGCCAUAAACCCCUCCCGGGACCUGCCCCCCAGGGUCUUCACAGCAAUUGCUGGCUGGGGAAUGGACGUCUUCACGGCUGGGCAUCACUGGUGGUGGGUCCCACUCACAGCGCCAGUUCUGGGAAGUCUUGCUGGUGUUUUAAUCCAUAAACUCUUCAUUGAUUUGCACAACCAACCUGUCCCAAACAGCGGAAAUGAGAAAGGACAGCCAGUGGUGGAGACCUCUACGCUGUGAUGGCCACAUGCUCCGAAGAAAGGGCCUGACAGCAAAGCCUAUGUGGACAUACGAACUGACAGCCAAAGUAUAACUACGGGGAUAAAGGGUAACCAAGCGGAUAAAGGCAUGUGCAAUGGUGCUGCUGGAGCACACCGUUUCUCCACCCUGCAGGUGGAGAAAUGAGGGACUAGUCUUCAAUAAACCUGUCCUGCUUAACCAGA
Molecule: messenger RNA, 1100 nt
Organism: Falco peregrinus (peregrine falcon)
Lineage: Eukaryota; Metazoa; Chordata; Aves; Falconiformes; Falconidae
Product: aquaporin-7
Exons: 7
Coding region: 1-897 (298 amino acids)
Biological process (GO): glycerol transmembrane transport; water transport
Cellular component (GO): plasma membrane; basolateral plasma membrane
Molecular function (GO): glycerol channel activity; water channel activity; urea transmembrane transporter activity
Source: RefSeq, a predicted model, not a curated record